GGGGGAGCGUGGCCCGCCCGCCCCGGCUGUAUAUAGCGGCAGUGCCCGGCGCGGCCCGGCCGGGGCACACAAAAUGGCGGCCGCCAACACGCAGGGCCCACAGGCGCCCAAGCUGCCGCAGCUGCUGGAGCGGGACCCCUACCUGGCCCCCUUCGAGCAGGACUUCCAGCGCAGGUAUGCUCUGUUUUACAACCGCUUGAAGAGCAUUGAGGAAAAUGAAGGUGGUCUUGAUAAAUUUUCAAAAAGUUACAAAACCUUCGGAGUUAACCAAUUUGUGGAUGGUGGAGUAUAUUGCAAAGAGUGGGCACCAGGAGCAGAAGCAGUGUUUCUCACAGGUGACUUCAAUGGCUGGAAUCCAUUUUCUCAUCCAUAUAAGAAAAUGGAGUAUGGGAAAUGGGAGUUGUUCAUUCCACCUGGACAAGACGGUUAUUCUCCUGUGCCCCAUGGGUCAAAGCUAAAGGUGGUGAUUCGUGCUCAAAAUGGCGAACUCCUCUAUCGUAUUUCACCUUGGGCAAGAUACGUAGUCCGUGAUCAAGACAAAGUGAAUUACGAUUGGGUACACUGGAAUCCACCACAGUCAUAUAUACGUAAACAUCGUUCCCCUGAGAGAUUAAAAAGCCUAAGAAUCUAUGAAUCUCAUGUGGGAAUUGCUUCCCCAGAAGGGAAAAUAGCUUCUUAUAAAAACUUCACAUACAAUGUACUACCUAGAAUAAAGGAUCUUGGCUAUAACUGUGUUCAGCUGAUGGCUAUUAUGGAACAUGCAUACUAUGCCAGUUUUGGUUACCAGGUUACAAGCUUCUUUGCAGCAUCAAGCCGUUAUGGAACUCCAGAUGAUCUGAAGGAAAUGAUCGACGUUGCGCACUCAAUGGGUAUCACUGUUCUACUGGAUGUUGUGCACAGCCAUGCAUCAAAAAACUCCGAAGAUGGUCUCAACAAAUUUGAUGGUACAGAUUCUUGUUUCUUCCAUUCCGGUCCUAAAGGAACUCAUCAGCUCUGGGACAGCAGGCUCUUUGAUUAUUCAAACUGGGAAGUUUUGAGAUUCCUUCUUUCGAAUUUGAGAAUGUGGAUUGAAGAUUAUGGCUUUGAUGGCUUCCGAUUUGAUGGUGUUACAUCUAUGCUGUAUCACCAUCAUGGGAUUGGCACGGGAUUCAGUGGGGAUUACAAUGAAUAUUUUGGCCUACAUGUGGAUGAAGAUGCUUUGUGUUAUCUAAUGCUGGCCAACCACAUGGUUAACUUCUUGCAUCCAGAAUGCAUAACCAUAGCAGAGGACGUUUCUGGAAUGCCAGCUCUUUGCCGUCCUGUUGCAGAGGGAGGAGGGGGAUUUGAUUAUCGACUAGCCAUGGCUAUUCCAGAUAAGUGGAUACAGAUCAUUAAGGAACUGAAAGAUGAAGACUGGAAUAUGGGAAAUAUUGUGUAUACGUUAACAAACAGACGGUAUGAAGAAAAAUGUAUUGCAUAUGCAGAGAGCCAUGACCAGGCACUUGUUGGUGAUAAGACACUGGCAUUUCGAUUGAUGGAUGCAGAGAUGUACACAAACAUGAGUGUGCUCUCGCCUCUUACUCCAGUUAUUGAUCGUGGAAUACAGCUUCAUAAAAUGAUUCGUCUCAUUACUCAUGCACUUGGAGGAGACAGCUAUCUGAACUUCAUGGGUAACGAAUUUGGGCAUCCAGAAUGGCUUGACUUCCCCAGAAAAGGGAAUAACGAGAGCUAUCACUAUGCCAGAAGACAAUUCAAUCUUACUGAUGAUCAUCUUCUUCGCUAUAGAUUCCUAAAUGCAUUUGAUAGAGAUAUGAAUAAAUCGGAGGAAAGAUUUGGCUGGCUUGCAUCUCCCCCGGCCUUUGUGAGUGAAAAGCAUGAAUCCAAUAAGGUCAUUGCAUUUGAGAGAGCAGGUCUUGUUUUUAUUUUCAACUUCCACCCAUACCAAAGUUAUGUGGACUACAGAGUGGGUGUUGAAACUCCAGGAAAGUAUAAAAUCCUUCUGGAUUCUGAUGCUUCAGAAUAUGGAGGACAUCAAAGGCUGGACCACAAUACAGAGUACUUCUCUGAAGAAUAUCCUCACAAUUAUCGACAUAAUUCACUUAUGCAGUACAAUUCACAGACCAGCUUCAGUCAACAGCCCAGAAGAUGCCACAAGCACCACAUAAAGGUGUACAUUCCAAGCAGAGUGGCUAUUGUGCUUCAGAAUAUGGAUAAUGCAAAAUGAAGAUCUCUAAUUAUCACCGAAGAAGCAAGUGAUAGAGGAAGUGCUGAUACGCUGUACUAGUAUGAAGUAUAACAAAACUAGCUCUGAGGAAUCUUUCUGAAACUGAAUAUAGUAAUAUUAUCUGUUUAAAAUGCAAGAUUAAUAUUCACACGUAAUUGCAGAGCUCUGGGCUCACUAGAACCUGUUUUGGAAACCUUUACGAAAGAAAGAAAAACAUAGUUCUGAUAUUAAAAAAUUAGUCUUUAAAAUAUUGCAAAGCAGCAGGUAUUGCCAAUUAAAUUACUGUUUACAGAGUUUUAUCAGGAAUAACAUCUUAAGAGCAAUCCUGCUCCAAUAUUUAUAAUGUCUUGCAAAAAUAUUUUUCUGAUAGUGAAUUCAAAUGUUCAUUCAAAUGUUCAAUGCUUCACAGUAGCUUGCUUAAAUAGAACAGCAGUUUUUGGCUGAAAGGCAGCCUUAACGGUUUGUGGGACCUAGUUUGAGGCUCCUCUUCAGUGAGGUCCAACAUGGAAUUUAAAGUGUUUAUCCAAAUGGAUGAGAAGGUCCUUAGAGUAUUGUACUCUGCCAUUUUUUAUUUUAUUAAAACAGCACAAAAAUGCUAAACAUCUAAAUGGGGAAGACAAUUGACUGCUGACCUGCUGAGACCAUUGCGCUGCUUACUUGCUCAAAUCACUUAGUCUGUGCACCUCACUUGCUACAGCUGAAAAAUGAUAAUUAUUUUACUUGGACUGCUAAAAUCUCCAGUAAGAAGUGUGUUAUGUUUUUACUGGAAUGAUACUCCACUGGAAAAUGUUCUUAAAAUAUAAUUAUUCCUAUUGCUUUAAUUUCAGUGAUGUCAGGACCUCGUAAUACUGAUUUCAUUAUUUCUAGCACAUGCUUUCAGUUUGGAACGUGAGGUGGUUCUUGCACUUUUAUAACUUCUGAAACGUUGCUUAUGGUUUGAGAAGAAGCAGUCUAUAUAUAGUGAUCAAGUUUUUUCAGUAAAAUCAAGGUAGUUAAUUGUUGGAGUGCUGCUAAGAUUAUUCAAGUGAGUUCUUUAAUAAGCUAGAACUUGUUUUUGUAGAGAGUAAGAUUCUUUAUAUUUGAAAAUGUAUUGCAGAGUACUCUGGAAAAUUCAUACCAAAUUAAUGAGACAUACUUUAUUUUUUCUCCACUUUUUUAAAGGUACGCUAGAAUUGGUUAUGAAAUGAAUGUCUUUUUUUAUAACUUUUCAAGUAGCCAAAGAGGAAGAUGUCCAUGACCAUUUCCAAGUGGUGGUGUUUAUUUUUUUACCCAGUUUUCUACAUUGGAAUAACUUUUCAGUAAUUUACACAUCAUUGAAAAUCUCUUCAUAGUUCUUGGAAUGCUUACUUGUACUUUGAUGUGGCUUACUUCUUAGGCAAAAUAAGGGAGAUGAUGGAAUAUUACAACAUGAUGGGAAACAGUCUUUUCAUAAGGUUCACACUGAAAGAACUUUAUGAACAUCCCAUUUGUUAUAUUUGUGACAGAGAAUUCUGUAUUGCAGAAAAGAACUAUAAUACUGUCUACUAUUGUGCUUCAUUUUCCACUGUACCAGUUUAAUCGUUGCUUGGUAGUGGGCUAAUAAAAGCAUUCCCAUACACUGAGACUUCACAAGAAAAUACACGGAAGUAUUUUAGUAACUGGAACUGAUAAUCUUUUUUUUUCCAAAUUGUUUUCCUUGUAGUGAAACAACAAGCAACUUUUAAUAUAUAUGCUAUAUUUACGUUAUAUUGAUCUAAUGUUUUAUAGGUCUCUUUUUUUUUUUUUUUUGUUGGCACAAGUUCCAGGUUUCAAAAAGUAAUGCAAGGCAAGAACCCUUGUCACACCUUUUGUCAAGAGAAGGAAUAAAUGCGUGAUGUGAAGUAUAAACUAUGUAAAAUUACAUGCAAAUAAACUGAGGACUAUAAAACCAA
Cygnus olor (mute swan) is the source of this 4113-nucleotide messenger RNA. It is a transcript of the gene GBE1, whose product is annotated as 1,4-alpha-glucan branching enzyme 1. Gene Ontology annotation, biological process: glycogen biosynthetic process. Lineage: Eukaryota; Metazoa; Chordata; Aves; Anseriformes; Anatidae. Gene Ontology annotation, cellular component: cytoplasm. The transcript has 17 exons. Gene Ontology annotation, molecular function: 1,4-alpha-glucan branching enzyme activity; cation binding; hydrolase activity, hydrolyzing O-glycosyl compounds. The record is from RefSeq and is a predicted model, not a curated record. The coding region runs from base 74 to 2203 and encodes 709 amino acids.